AUGAUUUUUCAAAGAAACACCAUCUUGGGGGGUUUCUACAUAUCCCAGCUCUGUGUGGGUGUCAUAGGAAACUCGUUGCUCUUCAUGAUGUAUGUGUACAACUUCUUAGUCAAAUCUCGCUUUAGCAGACCUAUCGAUCCCAUUUUCAUGCACCUGAUGAUAGUCAAUAUAUUGACGAUCAUAUUUGCUAUGAUAUCACAUAUCAUGUCAUCCUUUGGAGUACCCAGGUUUCUAGAUGAUGUUGGUUGUAAGGCAGUUUUAUACAUAUUCAGAGUCACCCGGGGUCUGUCCAUCUGCACCACUUCUAUCCUAAGUGCAUUCCAAGCCAUCACCAUCAUGCCCAGUAAUUCUAAGUGGGCGUGGCUUAAACCUAAACUCUCUACAUGGAUUUUUCACUCCUUCCUCUUAUCCUGGAUCAUCAACCUGUUUAUAUAUGUGCAUACCAUUGAAUCUGUGACAGCAAAAAUCAAUUACACUGAUCUCGAUUAUGGAUAUUCUCAUGCUUACUGUAAAAUGAAAGCACCUGAGUACCCCAACCCAGGGUUAUUCCUGAGUGUUAUCAUAAUAGGAGACAUCGUCUUUCUGACCCUCAUGAUGUGGACCAGCCUCUACAUGGUGACUCUCCUUUACAGACACCGCAAGAGAGCCCAGCAUCUCCACAGCUCAAGCCUCUCCUGCCAACCAUCUCCUGAACGCAAAGCCACUCACAGCAUCUUGUUGCUGGUCAGCUUUUUUGUGUUUGUUUAUUUUUUUCACAACUUUAUGACCCUUUGUGGGUUUUUUGAACAAACAAAAGUUCCAAGUUUGGAGGUAAUUAAUAUGAUUUUGACAACAUGCUACCCAACCAUCUCCCCCUUUUUACUAAUGAAGAAUAAUAAACUUAUUUUGCCAUUCACUUCUUUCUUUUCUGUAGUGAGAAUGACCUGUUUUCAAAGUGCACCCCAUGGCUGA
This is a messenger RNA of Onychomys torridus (southern grasshopper mouse), 951 nucleotides long. Its product is annotated as vomeronasal type-1 receptor 4-like. Lineage: Eukaryota; Metazoa; Chordata; Mammalia; Rodentia; Cricetidae. Gene Ontology annotation, cellular component: membrane. The transcript has a single exon. The coding region runs from base 1 to 951 and encodes 316 amino acids. The record is from RefSeq and is a predicted model, not a curated record. Gene Ontology annotation, biological process: G protein-coupled receptor signaling pathway. Gene Ontology annotation, molecular function: pheromone receptor activity.